UGUGAUUUUUAUAUUUUUCUUAUAAAUUUCACAAUUUCACUUCAACAAUUCUUCAUUUUUCUAUUAAUUCUCAGACUCCGGCACGGUUGGAAAGUUGGAAAAAGUCGUUAGGAAUUGCAUUAAAAGCAAAUGAUUAUAUUUGCCAUCUUCAUUUUAAAGAAGAAAAUAUAAAUAUGUACGAAAAGUUAACUAUUAAAGGAGAGCUCAAAUAUAUUCCUACACAAAGAAAAACGCUUAAGGAAGAAGCUGUGCCCACGAUUGAGCAUCAGUUUAUUCCCAUUCCCGAACAUGAACUCCAAGCCAAUACUAUUCACAUAGAGGAAUCUUUCGAACCAUACCCCAAUCAACCUAAGGACGAGCAGCAACAACAAAUCAAUGCCGAGCAACAGGAAUUAUCAGAAGAUCAAAAUGAUUCUAAUUAUUUAAUGGAUUAUGAAAUGAUACAACAGGACUUUGCGGAACCAUUGUUUAGUCAAUAUCAGGAUACUAAUGUAACAAUAAAUCCAAUAGAGAAUUUUAAAAGUAAGUUUCGGGCAUUUUCGUUGUUGCCGCCUUUUUGGCUACAUGCAGAAAAUCCUAAUGGGCUGGAAUUUAUGCGAAUGGAUCCAAAAACUCAGAAGAUUAAACAUCAUAUACGUUUAAACGAUGAUCUAACUGUCACUGUAAUUUUUCCCAAUAAUGAACAAUUGCCACUAAAGGAGAAAAUUAAUUCAUAUGACAACACCUACGAUUACUUAAAAUCGGUUGAAAGAUGGCCUUUGUGCGUUGGUACUCAGAUUGACGACAAUAAAUUUUGUAAAGGUGUGAUUAUUGGUGAUGAUACUUACGAAAGAAAUCAACAGUACCCAAGAUGUAAAUCUUGUCGAAUAUUACGAAAUCGUUUGCAGAACCGUAAUUCCACUUCAACUCUAUUACAAAAAAUGGCAGAAGCUAAACGGCGCGCUUCAAAUCUUGUACAUAAAUGCAAGCGUCUGAAGAGGACGAAUAUCCAAUUAAGAGAGAAAAUUUCCUUGGCUAAGGCGCAGUGUGCAAAGAAAUCGGAUACCGUAGUACAAGCAUCUAUUUCAAAACUACCUGAAGAAUUUCAAAAUGCCGUGAGAUCAUGUUUUGAAGCCGCGAAAAAAAAUAAUACAAAAGGUCGUCGAUAUACGUUAGAAUGGAUUUAUGAGUGCAUGUUGAUACGUAUAAAAAGCAGGAAUACGUAUGAAUUUAUACGUAAAAGAAAUAUUUUACCCCUUCCUUCUGUACAAACUUUAAAUAAGUAUCUCAGCAAAAUCAGCUGUUCUGCAUAUGGAUUCCAAUCCUCUACUUUCUUUAGUUUAAAAGAAAGAUGUGAGGCGAUGAAGAAGGAGGAGAAACGAGGAGUUAUUUUAGUGGAUGAAAUGAAAUUAAGUGAAGGCGUUUAUUUUGAUUCUCAAACCAUGAAAUUUAAUGGUUUUGUUGACCUGGGGCAACACACUCCAGAUAAUUUAAAAAAUACAACAGCGGACCAUGCUUUGGUGUUCAAGUUUGUGCCUUUUCGAGACCCCUUACGGAACUGUGAAAAAAAGACAUUGGGAAGCGGUAUUAGAGGAAGAGAAUUAUCGUCAGCCUAA
Molecule: messenger RNA, 1595 nt
Organism: Cydia fagiglandana
Lineage: Eukaryota; Metazoa; Arthropoda; Insecta; Lepidoptera; Tortricidae
Exons: 5
Coding region: 174-1595 (473 amino acids)
Source: RefSeq, a predicted model, not a curated record